AUGGCCUCUACUCUUAAUCGUGUUCGGCACGACGUUCAAGCUCCAGAUUACCCGAACAACAGUGCCAACCUGGGUCAGCACCAGCACCACCAGUCUUUGCACGAGCUGUCCACGAGCACCUACAACGACGGCUACCGGCCCUCAACGCACAACAUCUUCAACAUCUCCGGCCCGCUGACGCACAACCUGCACCUCACCAACUCGGCAACCUCGUCCGGCGCGCCCUUCUCCAACUUGCACGCCUUCUCCCUCCUGCAGACAAUCCACCGCCCGCCUGAUCUUGGCUGCGCGUCCUCACUCGGGACACGUCACCACCACCACCCCAGCUCGCUGCACGACUUCUCCACCCUGGCGCACUUCAACUCGACCCUGCCCAUGCUCAACUCGUCCAUGCGCUUCGACCCACACCCACCGCAACCGCACAAGCAACAGCCGUCCUCGCUCGUGUCCUCCUCCUCGCACAUACCCUCAAGCACCAGCGUCCCCUCAGACUCGGACUUCCACUCUCGCUCUCGGGCGCCCUCCAGCAGCCCCGGCCCAACCCGCAUGCAGUCCACAUCCUGCGCCAAGCGCAACUCGAUGUCCUCCAGCAGCCCUCUCCCACACCCCCAGCCCGGCCCGAUCAUCGUCCCCCCCGCUCCUCCUCCUCCAAGAUUAUCUAUACUACUGUUGGACAGUGUUGUAGUGUAG
Molecule: messenger RNA, 690 nt
Organism: Punctularia strigosozonata HHB-11173 SS5
Lineage: Eukaryota; Fungi; Basidiomycota; Agaricomycetes; Corticiales; Punctulariaceae
Exons: 2
Coding region: 1-690 (229 amino acids)
Source: RefSeq, a predicted model, not a curated record